Dicentrarchus labrax (European seabass) is the source of this 2203-nucleotide messenger RNA. RefSeq names its product YLP motif-containing protein 1-like. The transcript has 3 exons. NCBI's taxonomy places the organism in Eukaryota, Metazoa, Chordata, Actinopteri, Moronidae. The coding region runs from base 724 to 1239 and encodes 171 amino acids. The record is from RefSeq and is a predicted model, not a curated record.
UAGGUUCAAUCUGUUUUCAGCUUUAUUGCUCAAACACGUAUUACCUCUGACAGAAAUAGACUGCAGUCAUCAGCAAAGGAAGUGUGGGGUUUGGAUUAAAGAGACGAUCCACCCAGCCAGAACGGCAGGACCAGCCCACCUGCUACUUUCUUUUCAUUGUGCAACCUUGGUUGUAUACUGACAGAAUAACUUACUUUGUACCUUGAAGAGCAACAGAGGAGGGAUCCCUCUUCCAGGAUGAGAUACAAUAAAUGUUGUAUGUACAGAAUAGACCAAAACAACAAUAUGUACAAUAGAAUGAAUAGUAUAGGUAGACUGUAAACGUAUAUGAAGAAUAUGAAUCAGGGAGGACAUGGAGCAACUUCCAGGAGCCAGGACCAAGAAUGUCUGUACAAGAUUUUAUUUGUCCAUCCAUCCAUCCUUUGGUCCAGGUCCAUUCCAUGUGGACUAAAGUAGUGGACGGACAGACAUUACCAUCCAUAAAGCAACACUGCUAGUGUGUCUAAAGAGUCAUUCAACAGCAGACAGGUUUUUGUAUUAGUCUCUCUCACUGUGGGAGGGAGUUGGGACUCCCUCCUUAGAUACUACUACUACAUCUUUGGCUCUGGAACUAAACUGUAUGUAACAGAUAAGCAGAUAGUGAAGCCCGUGGCGAGCGUGUACCCAGCAGCAUCCAGAGCCCACCUGGAGGGGAAGAGCUCCCUGCUGUGUGUGGCCUCAGACAUGUUUCCUCCUCUGGUGCAGUUCUCCUGGAAAAGACAAAAGGACAGUGGUCCUCUGGAGAAGGUGACCUCUGCUGACACAAAGCAGCUGAAGCUCAAAGAGUCGGGAUGUACAGCCACCAUCUUGCAGAUCCCUCAGCAAGAGAGCAGCACAUAUAAAUACCGCUGCUUCGUCCAUCAUGAGGGGGACACAGUGGAGGCCCAAAUAAAACAAGGGGUUUCUACACUUCCGCCACCUACAACUUCACCAUCACCUCCACCGUCACUUCCACCAUCACUCCAACCAUCACUUAUUCCAUCACCUCCACCAUCACUUAUUCCAUCGUCUCCAACAUCGCUUCCACCAUCACUUAUUCCAGCGCCUCCAGCUUCUGCCCCGUCUCAGUACCAGGUGAAGCUGCUCUGUCUGAUGUACACAGUGCUGAUAGUGAAGAGUCUGGUGUACUGCUGUGGACUCUCUCUGCUGAUGAUCCUCAGAAACAAGGGACCGUCCACCAACUGCACACAUGCUGACUGACUGUUUUCUGCUCUCCUUUUCUCUCCGUCAAAUCUCAUCAAUUCAUCUCAUUUAUCACUUUGAUCAGCAGCCAGAAAUUUCAAUUUAGAUAUAAAUUGGGAAACCAAUCUUUUUAUAAACAGGUUUGAUAAAGUGCUCCAAAAAAUAUAAAUACAUACACAUACAUAUUUGCAGUUAGUGAGUGUAAAUUCUGUGCUACUGUAGUGUUAAUUGAGUUUAGUUUGGCUCUAGUUUAUUUCCAAUUUUUUAAUUGUGACUCGUAUGAUCAUAGAAAAGCUGAAUCAUUAUCUGUCUGCUAGAUAUUCACUGUUUAUUUUUUUCUAUGUUCUUAUUUUGCAAAUUUCAGUUUGGCUUCAUAGCAAUAAAGUUAGAAACACAAUCAAUGUCACUGGCUUUGUGCUGAGCCCCUUUUAUAAUUGUGUCAGUGUGGAUGUAAAAUUCUACGCUGAUGACACUGUUAUUUCCACACAUGAACAAACAGCAGAGCGAGCUGCUUUGAAGCUUCAACUGUUAUAAAAUGAUGAUACCGUUGCUUGAUCAGUUGGUUUGAAGUUUGAAUGUUGGCUAAAUGAUGAUUGUGUAUAUUUUUUAUAAACAGUUUGACAACGAUGAAAUGGAUUAGUAUAGUUACUGAUUAUACUUUAAUUACGAUGUAUUAAAGUAAAGACAGCAUCACAAAAUGCUUCAUAAAGAAACACAAAAGUUAUACAUUGUAAAAAAAAAAUUUUAAAACCUUCUAUUUGACAUAAUUUAUAAUAAAAUUCUAAUUUGAAACAUGUUCAAUAAGAACCAAUAAAUGAGAAAUUAUCUUUGUAUUGAUGAUGUUAGAAAUGUAUGCAGGCUGUGAUCCUUUCCCACAUGUCCUAAUAUGUUGUAUUAUGUUACAAGUUGGAGUCAGGCUGGAGAAACUGCCAUUAAACUAUCACCUUUACAGAAUCAAUAAAACUGUUUGAAUUAAAGACAA